UUGACGGUGCCGGUCGCCUCAGUAUGCCGCGCAGCGCGCAGGCUCGCGUACGCGUAUUGUUUCUCUCUGUUCUCGUCUCCCUCGCUCUCCCUUUCUUUCCUUACUUUCCCUCUCUCUCCCUCUUGUUGUCUCGUAUGCACGCAGCGCGGCUAGAAUACGCAAGUACAAAACAUCUCGCGGGUCACUGUUUUCGCGUUUACGUGUCGUCGUUCCGUUAAGGUUUUUUUUCUGCUCCGUUGGUCACGCGCGCCAGGACAACCCAACGAAAUUCAGGUUCUUCGUAUACAUAUCGUAACACGUUAGACGUGUACAACACGACGAAAUUUCUUCGAGAACCAGUUAUCGACGAGUGUGCGUGCAUAUACGAGGCCAGUAUACGUCGUGACACAGUGACACGGUGCGUAAGGUUCGUAGUGAAGGAGAGUGUGGCUCGCGGCGAAAAGCAUCGCGAAAGAGCGGGAAACUCCGAUAUACUCGACGGAUUUUCAAAUCGUUUGACACAUCGGAGAUAGAGACGAAGCAUGGUUGGACACUGGAGAAGACUCGACGCGAAUAAGAUGGUCUGGCAAGACGUAGCGAAUGCUGGAACGGUUACGAAACGCGGUAGAAGGAGACGUGGCACGAAAUGAAACGAGUUUAUCCUCGUACGAUCGAUAACUAUAGCACCACGGUGAAUAUCAAGCGGUUCGUAUAUCCAGCGUGCACGAACCUAACCUAGCGAACUACCUGUUCUUUCGAGCCUUAUACCUUCGUAAACACGGUCGAAGAAAUUGUCUAAUAAUUUCUGGCUCGUCAGAAAGGUGUUGACGUGAAGUUAACGCUUCACACACCAAGACACAGCGUAGAAGUAUCCGGAAUGUCAGAAUGAAAAGCUUCGAGUUAUUCAGGAAGUAAUUUUCCUCGCGCGCCAUCUUGAUCCGUCGAUAAAUAGCGAUGACAGGUGGUGGACGCGAUUGUUGAUCGACGACCGCGCGCGAUUCGAUCGCUCAUGAUCGAACGCUCGAUACAUCUCUUGGUGCGUGCGCGCGUGCAACGGUCGCGAGUAAUCCCCGGAAGAUUUCUUCCACGAGGGACGCCUACUUACGAGAAGACAGAAAAUUACGAGAGGCGAGUGAAACAGCGAAGAGAAGAGAGAAUCCGAGGCGCUUUUAUUUUUAGCCAACGCCGGUUCGCGCAUCGCAAAAACCGGUUUCCAAGUCUCUGCUCGAGCUCGAGCCACGAGGUAGUAAGGUGCGUAUAUACGCGAGAAGGGUUUUAGCUGAAAAGGGAGAAAGCGAGAGGGAGAGACACGCGAUAUAAAGGCGGAGUAUGCUUCUUUCUCUGUCGGCGGGUAAAGAAAGAAAGAGUGACACGGAACGUGGAAUUCUCCUAAGCCGAUACAUACCUCUCCCUACUCCUCUUCUUUAUUCUCCCACCUCGAACUAUCGAUUGCGUGUAUGCACGCCUGCACGCGCCUAUCCAUACUCGACGUGUUACGUGACAUCGUAUCGGGAGUGUAUGAUAUUCGAUUAUCGAGUAAGUCGACGACGAGAUGUUCAUCACCGAUGUAAUUAGCCAUCAUAUACCUCGGUAUAUGUACACGUCACGGGACAUCGAUAAAUCGUUACAGUUUCUCGAAUCGAUUUUACUAAACGAGCGUAACAAGUCGGUGUGCAUAAAGAAGAGAAUGUGAAUCGAACGAACGGAAGAGUUAAAAAAUAACGAAAGUAAGAAGAAAAGUAAAAGAAGGAAGUGUUUGUAUUGGAUUGUUGCGUGGCAUACGAGAUCGGCGAAGACACGAAAACGGCAUGAAGAAUGGCAACCGAUUCGAACAGCCGUCAAGGUGUAAGGGCGGUCGCCACAACGACAACCGAUCCGCAACGAAGCGAAAAGCGCGCCGUCGCGGGCGCCGCCGGUGCUCUGGCCCUCAGUAUUCUGGCCUUGGUCCUCCAAUCGGCGACCACCGCGACCCCCACAUGGGGAUACUUCACCAAUCCUGACGCCGGAUCGGCAGCCGAGAAAGGAUACUUUGGUCCUUGGAGGCAAUGCAAGCUUCUACUGUACGGUAGAGAAAGAUGCGGCCAAGGGGUUUCCAGAUUCCAGCCAGUGUUGGCUGUGUGGGUGGCAGGAUUAGCCGCUGCGGCCGCCUCUGCUCUUUUGGCGAUCCUGGUCGGUCUUGCCGUGCUACAACUGGCGAUGGCUUCCUCGGCGAAACGAGUUAUUAUUUCGUACAGCACUGCUCUGAUAGGGAAAGUGGCUCUUGCCACAUUGGCCACUUCUUUGGCAAUCGUAGCAGCGAGUCUGUUUGCCCUACAAACCGAUGACAGAGCUAGCAGCUUCGUUAUCACGAGGGGAGAAGCGUUUUAUAUGCAGUUGGCUGCUAUCGCUUUGAACUUUGGCGUGCUGGUCACCGCAGUAUACGAAGGUAUUUAUGCUCGACGAGGCGGUGAUCCGACGAAGAUUAGGGUUGUCGGUGAUCCUCGUGCAGCUACCAUAAAUAAUCCUGGCUACCGGGAACAUCAACCCACGAAUGGCGGCAGCAUCUCGAUGACCGACGCUAGUGGCAAGCCCUAUGUAGGCGGAGCCGGAAACGGUUCGAUGGCGUCGGUAGCAACUUCCGGAAGCGUGACAAGCACGGCUUCGCCGCUUCGAAGCUCGUUGAAGAAGCCAAAGCCGCUCGGUAUCCACAAUCCCGGUUUUUCGGCGCACAGUCCGACUCUAUCGAGGAACGGCUCGCAGAAAAAAGUGCGAAUUCAGACGCACUCUACCGAGGUUUAAACAACUUCCGCGAAGACGAAAGCGUCGAUGAUGUUUGUUCUGGCGCGGGUCUACUCGCAGGUCUACUCGCAGCCGAUUUCGUCGAACAAGCAUUCCGAUACGAAACGAAAGUUCAACGACGAGCGUAGCAAGGCAACGAAGCUCGACCAAUUUCUUUAUCGCGAAAGCGGAGAAACAGUCCGCCGAUUCUUUCUGGUAUUAACUUUAUUUAGGCACUCGUAAAAGACGUCGCGAUACUUAUCGUUGAAGUUUCUUCGUUACUUUAUCGGGUCUUUCAGAACUUUCCUACGCGCGAGAAUAAUAUCGUAACCCUCUGUAGCGAAAAUGUUGAUUCGUUUAUGGAAAAGCAAAUGAUUGGGACAAUUUUUCAAACCGUAUUUCAAUGGAAACAGAGAGUAAUCGUUCGACGAUCGUAGAUGUUUCUUCAAAUUUAUAUCCUUUUCAAGGCAACCGAGAAAGCAACUCUACCAUAAUUAUCUUGCACAGUGGUGUUAUGUUCCGUUUGUUCUGUACAUUUCAAUUUCGCGUGGAUGAAUAACAAGAAUUUAUUAGAAAUUAUACAGCGACGAAAUGUAAAUUAAUAUGUACGUAUGUAAUUUUCAACCGUGACGAUAUAGAGGGUCGAUAGAUUUUUCUCUUUACAUAAACAAGGACAAAUACGAAGCACGAGGUACCUUCGAAAUUGCUCGGUCGGUUGGUUUCGUUACUCUCCUACUUCCGACGAUGUGACGCUCUAUCGAGGUGAAUCGAAAAGACUUUCUCGCGAUCUUGGACUAUAAAGUUGCCACUGAAAGACCCAGAUAGCGUUAUCGCGUGAUCGAAGGACUACCGCGAGGACGUAGGAAAUAAACCCUGUUGAAAGUGAUCGAGGGAAUCGCAGAGGGAAAUUGCUUCGACUACGAUCUCUGAUGGCGUUGCUGCGUCUUCGAGAAAGUUGUAACCUUCGGCUCGAGGCGCCAAGCGUCCGACGUCGACCGAUAUUUAUGGUAGACGCGACAAUACCGAUUCAAAGGUGGAGCUUAUGAUCCACCCCCGCAACGAUUUCGUCGUCGAUUUACUCGAUAAGAAACUUUCAACGAUUCCGUAAGAGUUUCAGUUCUCGUUCGUUUUCUUCUUUCUUCGAGUCGCGCUCGUUAAGACGCGAAAGUCGUAAUUUAUCGAAGAGUAUUUUACUUCUUUUUUUGUAUUUUAUUUCGUUCGAAACUGAUAUUAAAUCGAAAGAUGUAAGGCGUUUAAAGAUGGAUCCACGUUUCGAGAAGGAGGAUGUCGAUGGAUUCAGUGCGUUCGAUCAGGCGAGGAUCGAGAAAACCAGCCAGUCGUGUUCGCUGAGAUUACGAUUUAAGUUCCCAGCGGUUCCAACCGCGAACAAGCAGAAAUUAACCCUUUGCGGUCUGGUUGCUUCGUGCAGUAAGCUUACUCGUGGUCCGGCCACGUUUCAGAAUCGUAUCGAUUACUUGCACGAGCAAAUUUUUCCCAAAGUACUGCGCGAAGUGGAUGUUGGAUGAAAAUAUCGUUCUUACAUCCUUCUCCGUUUUGAAAAUAUUUCAAACGUUUCAAAAAUUCUCAAGUAUCUACUUCUUCGUUAAAAUAGACAGGACAGUAAGAAUGGUAAAAUUUCAGUUAUCUCGGAUAUUUCAAAAUGCCAGAUAGGACGUUUUAAUCGAAAGGAUUAGUUCGAUUAAAACCACCGAUUUUUUUCGUUGAUUUAAUCAAAUAGAAAUUAUUUAAAUCUUUGUGUAACAUCGAUUCAAAAAUUUCUACUCGGCACCGUUUACAAAAGAUACGACGAGAGUUUAGUGUAAACUUUCAGCUGUCCGAUAAAUAUUCCGGGAUCGCGAUAUCAUCCCACAUCGUGUCCAGUACACACGUUUUGGCCGCCAAUGGUUAAUAGAAUUUGAUCGAAUCGAUCGAUAAACCGUAUCAAACAUGCGCAUUUAACGUUCUACUAGCAACUUGUAAUUGUUUAAUCGAGAUUGGCGCAUCGCUAAAUGACAAGCACAACGUCGAAGCGGCGAAUACGUGCGGCGGUAUUUGGCGAAGAGAUUUAAUUAUGCAUUUACAGAUAGAACUUAAUUAAAUCUAGUAACGAGUCAUUCGUACGAAACGAAUCGUCGA
This is a messenger RNA of Bombus impatiens (common eastern bumble bee), 4872 nucleotides long. RefSeq lists its product as uncharacterized. The record is from RefSeq and is a predicted model, not a curated record. Lineage: Eukaryota; Metazoa; Arthropoda; Insecta; Hymenoptera; Apidae. The transcript has 7 exons. The coding region runs from base 1795 to 2757 and encodes 320 amino acids.